AUGCCCAUCACAAUCCUCCCACCUAAAGCCUUCCGGGACCAACCACCCCGCCACAGCCUUAACCAUGACUCCGACGACGUAAUGUCCGACGCCACCUCCGACUCUGAAGACUCCGACUCCCAACCGGGCGGCGUCUCUCUCGACGGCGGCGCGACCAUCCACCCUCGUAAGCGUCAUCACUCCGGCGCCGGCGCAGCCGCCUCCUCCACCUUCACCAAGCGUCCCAAGACCAACGCUGCCAUCAACUCCAUCCCGCGCUCCGCCAUCGUCACUCCCGGCGAGCGCAUCACCACGGACCCCCAAUGGAUGCGCGGCCACGGCACCUACCUCUCCUCGGCCUCUUUGGGCGAACAAGCCAUCACCUCCUCGCUGGCCGGAAUCGUGACGCGCACCAACAAGCUUCUUUCCGUCCGCCCUCUGCGCGCCCGCUACACGCCCGAGGUCGGCGACCUGGUAGUCGGCCGCAUCGUCGAAGUUCAGGCAAAACGGUGGCGGGUCGACGUCGGGUCCACGCAGCUCGCUGCUUUGCCUCUUUCCGCCAUCAACCUUCCCGGCGGUAUUCUCCGCAAAAGAACGGAGACGGACGAGUUGCAGAUCCGCACUUUCUUUGCCGAGGGGGACCUGGUGGUGGCCGAGGUGCAGCAGCUCUUCCAAGACGGUGGUGCGGUGUUGCACACGCGCUCGCUCAAGUACGGCAAGCUGAGGAACGGGGUGUUCAUGGCUGUUUCUGGCACGGGCGGUGGUGGAGGCGUGGUCAGGUCGCGCAGACAGGUGUGGACGCUGGAGAGUGCGAAUAAUGGCGGUCCGAUUGAUGUGAUUUUGGGCGUCAAUGGCUAUGUCUGGAUCUCAAAGCAUGUGGAGCCUGUGGUUCCCGAGGAGGCGAAGGGUCAGACGGGCAUUACGAACCUCGAAGAGGUGGUUAGUGCUACCAUGUACUCGAGCCAGAAUGACAGAAUCGAGCCCGAGACAAUGAGGGAAAUUGCGAGGAUCAGGGGCGUGGUGACGGCGCUGGUGGAGAAUGGCUUGAGGGUGGAUGAGGAUAUGGUUACAAAGGGGUAUAAUGAGGCCGUGGAGCUGGCGUUGGUGAGCGCGGAUGGGCCCGAUGAUGUGUAUCUGGGUGGUGAGAGGGGAGAGCAGCUCGCUGCUGCUUUGACGGCUGUCUAGGUCUAGUUCUAGCUGGGUCUAGGGGUUUAUGUAGUAAUGUGUUCGGGAAACCAAGAAGAAACAAAUUGCUUCCCCAUUCGAUGUGGUCGCCAA
Molecule: messenger RNA, 1257 nt
Organism: Neurospora tetrasperma FGSC 2508
Lineage: Eukaryota; Fungi; Ascomycota; Sordariomycetes; Sordariales; Sordariaceae
Exons: 1
Coding region: 1-1164 (387 amino acids)
Biological process (GO): exonucleolytic trimming to generate mature 3'-end of 5.8S rRNA from tricistronic rRNA transcript (SSU-rRNA, 5.8S rRNA, LSU-rRNA); nuclear polyadenylation-dependent rRNA catabolic process; U4 snRNA 3'-end processing
Cellular component (GO): cytoplasmic exosome (RNase complex); nuclear exosome (RNase complex)
Molecular function (GO): RNA binding
Source: RefSeq, a predicted model, not a curated record